This is a messenger RNA of Propithecus coquereli (Coquerel's sifaka), 662 nucleotides long. RefSeq names its product COMM domain containing 8 (gene COMMD8). The transcript is spliced from 4 exons. Lineage: Eukaryota; Metazoa; Chordata; Mammalia; Primates; Indriidae. The record is from RefSeq and is a predicted model, not a curated record. Bases 1 to 396 code for a protein of 131 amino acids.
AUGGAGCCGGAAGAGGGGACGCCCUUGUGGCGGCUGCAGAAGCUGCCGGCCGAGUCGGGCCCGCAGAUAUUUCAGCAGUUGAAUCAGUUGAACUCAUUUCAUCACGAAGUGAUCAUAAAGUGCUUGAAAAGUAGGAAAGAUGAGAUCAAGCAGGCUCUGUUAGGAGAAAUAGUUGCUAUUUCCUCUGCACAGCUACAGGAUUUUGAUUGGCAAUUAAAGCUCGCACUCUCUAGUGACAAGAUUGCUGCAUUACAAAUGACACUUUUAAGUCUUCAUCUAGAUGUAAAAGAAAAUGGUGAAGUAAAACCGUAUUCUGUUGAAAUGAGUAAAGAAGAGCUGCAGAAUCUAAUAAAUUCCUUGGAAGCAGCUAACAAGGUGGUCCUGCAGUUGAAAUAACUGGAAAUGAUGAACACCAGCGCUAUCAGAUUUCACUGCUGCAGCUGCUACGGCAGAGAAUUCUGUGUGUUCAGAACCCUGCGAUGCAUUGACUGUCACACUGGGCUGAGACCGCAGCAGUGUUGAGAAUACAAAGAUAAAAAUUUAUCAGUAUCUCUAAAGAACAGGAAAUUACAUGGUUGAUAGGUAAUGCUAAAAUGAACGAUUAAAAUCUAUAGUAGCUGUUUAUAUUUUCAUAAUGAUUGUUUUGCCUCAUUUAUUAAAUA